Molecule: messenger RNA, 2939 nt
Organism: Sinocyclocheilus rhinocerous
Lineage: Eukaryota; Metazoa; Chordata; Actinopteri; Cypriniformes; Cyprinidae
Product: ceramide synthase 2-like
Exons: 11
Coding region: 457-1611 (384 amino acids)
Biological process (GO): ceramide biosynthetic process
Cellular component (GO): membrane
Molecular function (GO): sphingosine N-acyltransferase activity; DNA binding
Source: RefSeq, a predicted model, not a curated record
AUUGCACUCCUCGUUUUUUUUUGGCCCUCCUCUUCAGUCUUUCAUUCGCCUGACUGGAUUCGCCACUCAACAGCACCCGGCAGAAGUACGUCUAGAGACCCUUUCAACUCGGACAUGUGAAGCGAUAAAUGUUGAAAAAUAGAUAAUCUGAGCUGUGUGCAUUAUUUGUCGGUGGACUGACAAGUAUACGACUAAAACCAACAGUGAACGAAGCGGGGGAAAACACCAAAAAGUGGAAGAGUUUGAACGUCAACUUUAACGCCAAACUUCCCUUGGCGUUUUUUCUUUUUCUAUUACGGGGAUUUAAGAAAAUUAUGCAAACAGACUGGAUUAUGAAGAACGCACAAAACUGUACAGAUUGCCCUGAAUAACUGCGAGAUUACACCUACUUUCAUGCACCUUUGCUAAAUCCAUCUCAUCUGCUCACACCCUUGUGUUUCGCACUACUGCUAAAAGAUGUUGUCCAGGCUGAGAGAGUGGUUCUGGAAUGAGAGGCUGUGGUUUCCAGAAGGCCUGGGUUGGGCCAACUUGGAGGGUAGUGAUGGUCUCACCUACGCCAAGGCAGCUGACCUCUGGGUGACCCUGCCCAUCGCCCUCAUCUUCCUCAUUAUACGACAGAUCUUUGAGAGGACAGUGGCCAUUCAAAUGGCCGCGGCUUUGGGUGUAAAGGAGAAAGUCAGAGUGCGAUUGGAGCACAACCCCACGCUGGAGUCGUUCUUCAGAAUCUCAAAUAAAACUCCCAAACAGUGUGAAAUCGAGAGUUUAGGUAAAAAGACCGGUUACUCAGAUAGACAGAUCCACAGAUGGUUUAGGCGACGAAGGAAUCAAGAGCGACCAAACAAGCUGAAGAAGUUCAAAGAGGCCAGUUGGAGAUUUACCUUUUACCUUCUUGCUUUCAUUGCUGGCCUUGCUGCACUUAUUGAUAAACCUUGGCUCUACAAAAUGGAGGAGAUGUGGGCGGGGUUUCCAAUGCUGACGCUGCUGCCUUCUCAGUACUGGUACUACAUGAUUGAACUAGGCUUUUACAUCUCGCUCCUCUUCAGUGUCGCAUCAGACAUCAAGCGAAAAGACUUUAAAGAACAAAUAGUGCACCACGUUGCCACCAUCCUGCUGAUUAGUUUCUCUUGGUGUGUGAACUACAUCAGAGCAGGAACCCUCAUUAUGUUGGUGCACGACGCCUCCGACUAUCUGCUGGAGUCUGCCAAAAUGUUUAACUAUGCCGGCUGGAGAAAAGCGUGCAACUACAUAUUCAUCCUAUUUGCUGUCGUCUUCAUGAUCACCAGACUUGUCAUCUUUCCAUUUUGGAUUUUGCACUGUACCUGGGUGUAUCCAGUGACCGUUUAUCCUCCGUUCUUUGGGUAUUACUUCUUUAAUGGGCUGCUGUUUGUGCUGCAGUGUCUGCACAUCUUCUGGGCCGUACUCAUCCUGCGUAUGGCCGUCAAAUUCUUGCCAGGCAAUAAUAUUGUGGAGGACGAGAGGAGUGACCGAGAAGAAACCGACUCUGAGGAUGACGAGAAAGAGCAGGAGGACAGGAAAGCGCCAAUGAAAAAUGGACCAGUGCAGAACGGCCACUCUCCUCUAAACAACAACCAUCACCGUAAGACUGAGUGAUACUAGCAGAGAUGAGAGAGGAGGUACAACACUCCACUUCCUGUACACAUGGACGACACCAACAAACUAAUGCCAGGGGUGUUUGAUGGAUUGAAAAGGCCUAGAGCAAACACACACACAAUACAUGUAGAAACAUAUGUUACUCAUUUUUGGAAACGGACAUACUUCGAAAAGGAGGAAUGAUAUAACGUCUUUCCCCUUGCAAACUAUUUAAAACACUAUUAACAGGCACCAUAUCAUUAAAUAACCCUUAUGUUUGUUCAGGGUCUGUUAUAGAUUGUCUAAUGUUAGUGAAUCCAACGUUCACUUGCUUUACUGGAAAUAUUUCCUCCAAUUUAUUACUUGUUUAGUGCCUUAUUAGUACAAAGUUGUACUGCUGUUCAUACAUUUCUUUUCCUUUUUAUAUUUUGGGCAUCACACGCACACUAUUAUCCUCCCUUUACUUGUCAGUAAUGAGAUUUUGCAUGCUUUGUCUGGUCAACUGUCAGAUUUCCCAGAAUCCCUCAGUAUUUGAGUUCUGAAGUUGCCGGAAACUGACUGGAAUUUAGUUUUUUUGUCUCCCAUUUGUUCACUAUGUAAUAACAGUCUCACCAUGUGACCUUCACACACCUGCUUUACUUAGAAAAAACACGCAUGACCUUCAUCGGAGGUGUGUUUACACUGCCGAGGGUCUUCCUUGCUGAUCUUUCCCCAAUGCAGUUGCACUAAUAUAAGUUACUGACCCAGUCUUGCAACACUACCACCAUAUAGAGACGCAAAGACUCGUGAUUUGUAUUGCCAUGAUAUCUCGUCCCAUAGGCGCUCAAUCACUGUGCUGCUUUUUACAUUUAACAUUUGUCUGUUGAGUUUGUAACGAAGCAACAAAUGUGUGUGUGAAAGAAUCUCUCGUAUCUAAUAUUUGUGUUUUGGUCGGCGUGUGUCCUGUAACACAUUUCUGUUAAAAAUGCAUUCUUAAAUAUUGAGUUAAAUAUUGUUUUUUUUAGUAUUUUUUUUUUUCAGGGUUUUCAUUUAAGAUUAUUUUUAUUUAAGGUCCAGUUACUUUCAGCAAACCUGAUAAGCUGAUAAUUUAUGCAGCAUGUAAAAAAAAUGACUUUGUAAAAAGCAAAAAACAAAGUACGUGGCAGGAGAAUCUGUAGUUGAUGUUUUCCUCUUCCAUUUAAAUGAUGAAUAAUUACAAUAAGAAUCAGUAUUGAGUGCUGGAUGCACUUUGUAACUCUCCGUCUAAUGUAAAAUGCAUUAUAAUGAUUGUGUUGUUAGCAAACUGUUUGACAUAAUUGAAACUCUGGCUUGCAUUUAUGGUAUUUAUGAGAAAUGGAUUCCAUAGUUUU